GAAGGAGGUGAUUGGGCGUGGAAGAUAUCAAAGAAUGAGUGACUAAAGAUGAGGCCAGACAGGGGAGGGUCUGGUAGUAGAGGAGAGUUAGGGAGGCUAGUACUUAUGAAGGACUAUUUAUUAUUUGUGUUUAGAGGGCUCUGUACCUGGCUGAAUUCAGGUGGGGAAACAGGAAAAGAGGCCACUUCCUUCCUGGAUAUUUUAUGAAUGAGAGGCCACAGUUUAACUGGUCUGAGGGAGGCAUAGCUUUGCCUGCAAGCAGGAGAGUGGAUGAAAUGCCUUGGGCAGAGCCAGUCUGCCUGUAGUGCAGCCUCCAACCUUUCUGUGGCUUUAGCAAAAUGGAAACUUCUAAAUUAAAGAUGACAUCGAAGGGACGCAGCCAGCUGGCUCUGGGCUGGUGGAAGAGAGAGCAGACAUAUCCAGGGCUCAGAGCUGGGAGUGGGCAGGAAGUUGGUCUUGGAGACUCUUUCUCUGAAGUUUAUGCUCCUUUUUUAUCCUCACCCCUCUGUUUCCCUUUUGCAAACGCCCAUCUCUUUGCCUAUCCUGGGUCCUAUGACUUUUCUCUCCCUCAACAGUCGGUUCCCGAUUCUGGUCCCCGGCCCCCAGCAGCGCCUGCCCCCUUCCCACCGGGGCCCCCCAUGAUGCCACCACCCUUCAUGCCCCCUCCAGGAAUCCCUCCGCCCUUCCCUCCGAUGGGGCUACCGCCCAUGAGUCAGAGACCACCAGCCAUCCCCCCCAUGCCACCUGGCAUCAUGCCCCCAAUGCUACCACCAAUGGGGUCACCACCACCACUCACACAGAUACCAGGAAUGGUUCCUCCCAUGAUGCCAGGAAUGCUGAUGCCUGCAGUGCCUGUCACCGCAGCGACGGCUCCAGGUGUGGACACCGCCAGCUCUGCUGUGGCUGGGACAGGCCCUCUGAGGGCCCUAUGGAGUGAGCAUGUAGCCCCUGAUGGGCGCAUCUACUACUACAAUGCUGACGACAAGCAGUCCGUGUGGGAGAAGCCCAGCGUGCUCAAGUCCAAGGCGGAGCUGCUGCUGUCCCAGAGUCCCUGGAAAGAGUACAAGUCGGACACAGGCAAACCUUACUACUAUAACAACCAGAGUAAGGAGUCCCGCUGGACCCGGCCGAAGGACCUGGAUGACCUCGAGGCUCUAGUCAAACAAGAGGCUGUAGGGAAACAGCAGCAGCAGCCCCAGACACUACAGACACAGCCUCCUCAGCCACAGCCUGAGCCCCCACCUGCGCCUCCUGGCCCCACCCCACUGCCUAUGAGCCUCCUAGAACCUGAGCCAGGUGGGAAUGAAGAUUGCGAUGUGUCAGACGCUGUCCAGCCCCUGGAGCAGGGGUUCCUGCAGCAGCCAGAGGAGGGCCCCAGCAGUUCUGCUGCACAGCAUCAGCCACCACAACAGGAGGAAGAAGAAUCAAAGCUAGAACCAGAGAGGUCUGGCCUCAGUUGGAGUAACCGUGAGAAGGCAAAGCAGGCCUUUAAGGAGCUGCUGAGGGACAAGGCUGUCCCCUCCAAUGCCUCAUGGGAACAGGCCAUGAAGAUGGUGGUCACCGACCCCCGUUACAGUGCCUUGCCCAAAUUGAGUGAGAAAAAGCAGGCAUUUAAUGCCUACAAGGCGCAGCGGGAGAAGGAGGAGAAGGAAGAGGCGCGACUGAGGGCCAAGGAGGCCAAGCAGACCUUGCAGCACUUCCUGGAGCAGCAUGAGCGCAUGACCUCCACCACCCGCUACCGGCGGGCGGAACAGACCUUUGGGGAGCUGGAGGUCUGGGCUGUGGUCCCCGAGAGGGAUCGAAAAGAGGUUUAUGAUGAUGUCCUCUUCUUCCUGGCCAAGAAGGAGAAGGAACAGGCCAAGCAGCUCCGGCGCCGCAAUAUCCAGGCCCUGAAGAGCAUCCUGGAUGGGAUGAGUAGCGUCAACUUCCAAACCACAUGGUCCCAAGCCCAGCAGUACCUCAUGGAUAACCCCAGCUUUGCUCAGGACCAUCAGCUUCAGAACAUGGACAAGGAAGAUGCGCUGAUCUGCUUUGAGGAGCACAUCCGAGCUUUGGAGAGGGAGGAGGAGGAGGAGCGGGAGCGGGCCCGGCUUAGGGAGCGGCGCCAGCAACGCAAGAACCGGGAGGCCUUCCAGACCUUCCUGGAUGAGCUGCAUGAGACAGGGCAGCUGCACUCUAUGUCCACCUGGAUGGAACUGUACCCAGCGGUCAGUACUGAUGUCCGCUUUGCCAACAUGCUGGGCCAGCCGGGCUCCACCCCUCUGGACUUGUUCAAGUUCUAUGUGGAGGAGUUGAAGGCACGAUUCCAUGAUGAGAAGAAGAUCAUUAAGGACAUCCUUAAGGACCGGGGCUUCUGUGUGGAAGUGAACACAGCCUUUGAGGACUUCGCCCACGUCAUAAGCUUUGACAAGAGGGCUGCUGCGCUGGACGCAGGCAACAUCAAGCUGACCUUCAAUAGUCUACUGGAGAAAGCAGAGGCACGGGAGAGAGAGCGGGAGAAGGAGGAGGCACGAAGGCUGCGGCGCAGGGAAGCUGCCUUUCGAAGCAUGCUGAGGCAGGCCGUGCCUGCUCUGGAGCUGGGCACUGCUUGGGAAGAGGUCCGUGAGCGCUUUGUGUGCGACUCAGCCUUUGAGCAGAUAACCCUUGAGUCGGAGCGGAUCCGGCUCUUCCGGGAGUUCCUGCAGGUACUGGAGACUGAAUGCCAGCACCUCCACAUGAAAGGCCGGAAGCACGGCAGAAAGGGCAAGAAGCACCAUCGCAAGCGUUCCCACUCGCCCUCAGGCUCCGAGUCGGAAGAGGAGGAGCUGCCCCCACCAUCUCUCCGGCCCCCCAAGCGGAGGCGGCAGAACCCCUCCGAAUCUGGCUCUGAGCCCUCUUCCUCACUUGAUUCAUUUGAAAGUGGGGGUGCUGCCCUUGGAGGACGGGGCUCCCCAUCCUCCCGCCUUCUCCUUGGAUCAGAUCAUGGCCUUCGGAGAGCCAAGAAACCAAAAAAGAAAGCUAAAAAGAGAAGACACAAGUCGAACAGUCCUGAGAGUGUGACAGACCCGGAGGAGAAAGCUGGCAAGGAGAGUGAUGAGAAAGAACCAGAACAGGACAAGGACAGGGAGCUCCGGCUGGCUGAGCUCCCUAAUCGCUCCCCAGGUUUUGGAAUCAAGAAGGAGAAGGUGAGAGGCAGGUGCCUGGUCCCAGCCCAGGCAGCGCUCUGUCCAGGCCUCCAUGGCCUUCAGGGGAGGCAGUGGGUGAGCUGUGCCUUUGCUCCCCCAGACGGGCUGGGACACAUCAGAAAGUGAGCUGAGUGAGGGUGAGCUGGAAAGGCGGCGGCGGACACUCCUACAGCAGCUGGAUGACCACCAGUGAACUGACCAGCGGCUCUGCCUUGGGUCUGUGGCUACUAGGUCACCCUCACCGUCUGCCCCAGACUUCUUCCUUAGUCUGGUCUGUGUCCAUUUUUCCUCAAGUAACCCCACUCCCAACACACCAUUGCCAGCACCUGCCAAGGUUGCUCAUGGUGUUCAACAGUCCCCUACUUCCCGGACAACUAGUGCAGUCCUUGCCCUCGGCCCCACGAGAUUGGUGGUGUAUGCCACGUGGGGUGGGUGGUGCCAGUAGAUAGAAUGUGAGAAGGGGCCUCCAGGGAAGUGACAGGCUGGUGGACACAGCCUGGGUGGCAGAGGGCGGGGUCCUUACCCUUUAGCAUCAGUGCCUGCUCCUGCCUGCACGGGGCCCUGGGGCUCCACCACUCCUUCCUCCAGCCCUGGGACCCUGUGUAUGUGUGUUUUGUUUUAUAAAUAACAAUAUUUAUAACAUGGCCAGUGGCUCUUUUGUCUUCAUAUACUACUGGGGUGGGCUGGGGACUGGGCAGGUGCACCCAUGGCCAGCAGGGGGCUCUAGUGCCUAAUGGUAGUGCCUCCCUUUGUGUGCUUAGAGCUCACUAACCUGAUUCCCCUCC
Messenger RNA from Myotis lucifugus (little brown bat), 3949 nucleotides. RefSeq names its product pre-mRNA processing factor 40 homolog B (gene PRPF40B). Gene Ontology annotation, biological process: mRNA cis splicing, via spliceosome. The coding region runs from base 339 to 3290 and encodes 983 amino acids. The record is from RefSeq and is a predicted model, not a curated record. Gene Ontology annotation, molecular function: RNA binding; protein binding. The transcript has 24 exons. NCBI's taxonomy places the organism in Eukaryota, Metazoa, Chordata, Mammalia, Chiroptera, Vespertilionidae. Gene Ontology annotation, cellular component: U2-type prespliceosome; U1 snRNP.